Molecule: messenger RNA, 6103 nt
Organism: Calypte anna (Anna's hummingbird)
Lineage: Eukaryota; Metazoa; Chordata; Aves; Apodiformes; Trochilidae
Gene: GUCY1B1
Product: guanylate cyclase 1 soluble subunit beta 1
Exons: 13
Coding region: 141-1982 (613 amino acids)
Biological process (GO): response to oxygen levels; cGMP biosynthetic process
Cellular component (GO): guanylate cyclase complex, soluble
Molecular function (GO): heme binding; guanylate cyclase activity
Source: RefSeq, a predicted model, not a curated record
GCGCAUGCCAUUGGCUGCCGCCGGACGCUACCGGGGGUAGUGGCAGUGGCGGCCGGGGUGGCGGUGAGGCGAUCGGGAGCGGUCUGAUCCGCGGUGGCGGAGGAGGAGGAGGAGGAAGAAGAGGAGGAAGAAGAGGCACCAUGUACGGCUUCGUCAAUCACGCCCUGGAGCUGCUUGUCAUCCGCAACUACGGCCCCGCCGUCUGGGAGGACAUCAAGAAGGAGGCACAGCUGGAUGAAGAAGGACAAUUUCUUGUCAGAAUAAUUUAUGAUGAUUCCAAAACCUAUGAUUUGGUUGCAGCUGCGAGCAAGGUUCUUAAUCUAAAUGCUGGGGAAAUUCUUCAGAUGUUUGGGAAGAUGUUUUUUGUGUUUUGUCAAGAAUCAGGUUAUGAUACAAUUCUACGUGUCUUGGGCUCAAAUGUCAGAGAGUUUUUGCAGAACCUGGAUGCUUUGCAUGACCACCUGGCUACUAUUUAUCCGGGUAUGCGAGCCCCUUCCUUUAGAUGCACUGAUGCAGAGAAAGGGAAGGGACUCAUUCUGCAUUACUAUUCAGAAAGAGAAGGUCUCCAGGAUAUUGUCAUUGGAAUCAUCAAAACAGUAGCUCAACAGAUCCAUGGGACAGAAAUAGAUAUGAAGGUUAUUCAGCAGAGAAAUGAGGAAUGUGACCAUAUUCAGUUUUUAAUUGAAGAGAAAGAGUCUAAAGAAGAGGACUGCUAUGAAGACCUUGACAGAUUUGAAGAAAAUGGUACCCAGGAGUCUCGCAUCAGUCCCUAUACUUUCUGCAAAGCUUUUCCUUUCCAUAUAAUAUUUGACAGAGAUCUGGUUGUUACACAGUGUGGCAAUGCAAUAUACAGAGUCCUUCCACAGCUGCAGCCAGGAAAUUGCAGCCUGUUGUCAGUUUUCUCCUUGGUCCGGCCUCAUAUUGAUAUUAGUUUCCAUGGGAUCCUCUCACAUAUCAAUACAGUCUUUGUACUGAGGACCAAGGAGGGGCUGUUGGAUGUGGAAAAGCUCGAGUGUGAAGAUGAACUGACUGGCACAGAAAUCAGCUGCUUGCGCUUGAAAGGGCAAAUGAUCUACCUGCCUGAAGCAGACAGUAUUCUCUUUCUUUGCUCACCAAGUGUGAUGAACUUGGAUGAUUUAACCAGACGAGGUUUAUAUCUGAGUGAUAUUCCAUUGCAUGAUGCUACCCGUGACCUGGUUCUUUUGGGAGAGCAGUUCAGAGAGGAAUACAAACUGACUCAGGAGCUGGAGAUCCUCACUGACAGACUGCAGCACACACUGCGUGCACUGGAAGAUGAAAAGAAAAAGACAGACACGUUACUGUACUCUGUUCUACCACCAUCAGUGGCAAACGAGCUGAGGCACAAGCGUCCUGUCCCAGCCAAGCGGUAUGACAAUGUGACCAUCCUUUUCAGUGGCAUUGUUGGAUUCAAUGCCUUCUGUAGUAAGCAUGCCUCUGGAGAGGGAGCCAUGAAGAUUGUUAAUCUUUUAAAUGACCUGUACACAAGAUUUGAUAUUCUGACUGAUUCACGAAGGAAUCCAUUUGUUUAUAAGGUGGAAACAGUUGGGGACAAGUAUAUGACAGUGAGUGGUCUACCAGAGCCUUGCAUGCACCAUGCACGAUCUAUCUGCCACCUGGCAUUGGAUAUGAUGGAAAUAGCAGGCCAGGUUCAAGUAGAUGGUGAGCCUGUACAGAUAACAAUUGGAAUCCACACUGGUGAGGUAGUCACAGGUGUGAUAGGCCAAAGGAUGCCACGUUACUGUCUCUUUGGAAAUACUGUCAAUCUAACAAGCAGAACAGAAACUACUGGAGAAAAGGGAAAGAUCAAUGUCUCUGAAUAUACUUACAGGUGUCUUAUGACACCAGAAAAUUCAGAUCCUCAGUUCCACCUGGAGUACAGGGGUCCAGUUUCUAUGAAGGGUAAAAAAGAACCAAUGAAGGUUUGGUUUUUGUCCAGAAAGAGUACAGAGACAGAGGUAUGACUAACCAGAGUAUAAUUUGUUUUAAACAAAGCAUAAAUACGACAAAUUUAAUCUAAACCACUGAGAUCCACUUGCAUUUGCAAAACUAAAUAUUUCCUAGAAAAAAUUAAGUUGUACAACACUAUUUCAUUAAUGCAUUUACUGCCUUGACAGCACAUUCAAGUCCUUCGUUGUCUUUGCAGUUAUUGCAGUCCUUGAAAUAAUAAUUUUGUAUUUUGAGAAGUCCUUGAGGGAAUGCCAAGUGUUUUAGUAUUUAUAUCUCUCUCUUCUUAUGAAGAAGAAUUCUAUUUCUCCACUGUACUAGAUUUUGCAAUCCAAUGUCCAUUUCUGUUUAGCUGACAUGUCUGAUUAUCACCACUUCAAAAUUUAGCUCUUGCACUGAGGGAAUAAAUGUACCUUCAGAUAUUUAGGCAAAAGUCCAGCAACAAUUUGCAGGCAGUUUCCCAUCUGAUGUGCAUGGUGGUCUGUUAACCCCAGAUGGAUCUGCUUGCUCAGAGAGCCUUGCAUGAUAGAGGUCUUGCUUUACAAAUAUAUGAUGUAUGAGCCUAAAAUGGUGUAGGGUAAAGCUCAUCAAGCACUGAGUUGUCUUUAGGCUUUUAAGUGAGUGUAUUUAAUAUUCAAAAUACACCUGACUACAAUAAUGAAAGUCAUUAGUUACCUCUGCUGAAAUAAUUCUUGUAAGGCAAUUUCAAAGGAAAUUUAAUUAGUGUCUGAACUCCCAUGUGCUUCCAAAAAUAAAAUUUAGGCUGUUAAACUGUUUGGGCUCUUUGCAAGAAGAUGAUAUGAUACAGAUUGAUGAUAUGAUAAAGAUAUGAUACAGAUGAAUGACACAGAGUCAUUACUAUGGUUACCAAGUGUAUAAAUACUGACAUUUUAGUGGUAAUUCCCAGUAUUAACACCCAGUAUUAAACUUCUGGGGAGACCCUGUACUUAAACUCUGCUGAAGUCUGCAUUCUACUAUACAUACAGUAAUGCUCUGGGUGCCACUUUUGAUAAUACUUGUCUAUUUCUAUGCUUUAUCAAAAUCAACUCUAAUUUCACAUAGUUACCAUUCUUUUAAAUCUAUAGUUGUUUUAAAAAUAUAUUUUAAUUGAAUCACCUUUCACUUUUUUCUGCAUUAUAAAUUACAUUCUAUCAUUUGUAGCAGGCACAUUAUAAUUUUAAAUGGAAAAUUUCAGAGCUACUGAGUCAGUUGGGUAUUUUCCUUGUUUCCAUCCCACAAGUUUAAUAUGAAUAUAGGGUUCAGAUAGCUUAAAAUUCCAAUUUCCUUUUAGAGAUCUUGUACAACAGUUGGUUUUGUCAGUCCUCACAACAGUCCUGAAAGGUAUUUGCUGAUACUCUUAGCUAGUACUUGACCUUUGUAGAGAGGGACAUGAGGGCAGGAAGAAGCCUGACAAAAAAUAGUCAGCCUGAUUGUAGUAAGCUUGGGAGAAGACUAAAAAGAUAGAGUGUUGUGUGGUGAUUUGACCUAAUCAUUUAUGAAAGCAUCAUCUUAUGAAAGGUGAUUUUGAAAUCUGAAAGAAUAUAAUCCUCUGAUCAUGUAAUGCUUUUCCACUCCCUGCAAAGAUGCACUGAGUUUUACUCCUUUAAGAUUUUUCUGAAGCUCACAGUUUGUCUUGGGAAGGUACCCUACAUGUUAUUUGUGGCACUUCAUAGGCUGUACAUAAUAGUUAUGAUCCAAAAGUAGAAAUCAUGCUAAUGUAUUAUCAUAUACAGUGCUGUCAGUUUCAGAGGGACUGCUCAGAACAACGAAUAUGGCAUGUUAACAUAUAUUCAGAAACUUUAUGGUAAUUUUCUGAAACAUCACUCCAGAAUAUUGCAAUAAGUGGCUUAUAGAAGUAAACAUAAAAAUAUUUCUUAAAUAAUCCUGAAGAUAAUUCUGUACAUUAUUUUUUCACUGUGAAGUUUUCUACCUCCAGUAUAUUUAAGUCUAUGAUAGAUUCACAUUAGCACAUUAGUCUUCUUUUCAUGUUAUCCCUUGAGAGUGAUUAGUUCAGCAUUUGCAAAUAUAGCAGCUUAAUAUUUUACCCUGAAGCCCCAUAAUUAAUAUGUGCUGAGGAAAGAUGACAAAAUACUUACAGCUGGCAUAGAGCUGUGAAACCAAGGCUUAAAAUAUGCUCUCUGCUAGACCUGUAGAAAAUUGCAGUGCUGAAGCAGCUCAGCAUACCUCAAACUUGGUUCCUAAGUUGACAAUUCUAAUAUAAGUUACCAUGGGUAGAGGUUACUUCUGAGAAAGACUUGGUUUACCAGAAUCAGUGUUGGGAAUGCUGCUUCUUUUUUCAUUCAAGGUAUCUCUGUCACGAUACCAUUACAACAAAAAUCAGAAUUGCAUCAGAAAUAUUCAUAGAACAAAAGCAACUGGGAGCUAUUACUCAUUUUGCAUCUGCUUGUUUGCAUGCUUAUAAGAUAAAUUAUUAUUAUCACUAUUGUUUUAACAGAUAUUUAGCUGCAGUUUCUCUCUGGAGAAAGAGAUUUGUUGUAAAAAGUAAAGCUUGCAGAGACCCUGACUGCAAUUCCCAUAAUUUCCAGCUUCCAAAUAUAUUUCUCUUCUGCCCUGUUCCCACAUUACUUGUGGGAACAAGUUGAAGUCUCUCAGUCAGAGCCAGUAGUUCAUCAGGAAAUGUAGGAAUUGUUACAUUCCUACAUACAGCACAUGGGAAAGAAAUACAUGUGUUACUUAUGUGUGUUUUAUUAUUAUCAUUAUUUACUGAUAUUGGUUGCAAGUUGUAAAAUGUAUUUUGUCACUGCACUGACCCACCAUGUUGUUGCUUCAAAGAAAAUCCCUUACUUCUCAAAUUCUACUUGCAUGCACUCAAGGAAGCAGAGCAAGAUGCUCUCUGAAGAGGAAGAAGACGCUGGAUAGGGUGCAAUACUGUCUUCAAGUAGGGUGCCAGGUUGAGUUAUGGUUGUUAUUUUACAUCAUAUUUCCCAUUGUCAUGUGCAGUACCAUUGUCUUUUGCCCCACUCCUGAAAUCAUACAGUUUUUCUCCAGGCUUGCUUGCUAUUUUUAUUUCCUUAAUGUAUGGUAUUGUUAUAUCUCUGCUAUGAGCAUGUAUUUCAAGCUUUCCUUAUUUUGAUAUGCAUUUUUGCACAUCAAUCAUAUGGCCCUUUCUACCACCAGAUAAUACUGAAUAAAUUUUUUUACUAUGCACCACUUUGAUCUGAUGCUUCACACCUUCAUCUUCAUUUCCAAAGUAUAGUGGCUACAUGAAUCUAUGACAUUUUUUGAAAGAUAAGUAUUUCAGAUGUUGGGCAGAACAAUGAAAGGUCUAGUUUUUAAAAAAAUACCUGAAGCAGCCUUAUCAAAAUUAUUGGAUAAGUGUGGUUUAUCAGAUUUAGUUCUGCUUUUACCAUGCUUCCCAAUGAUUUUGUGAAUAACAUUUGGACACACUAAAUUCCUGGUUAGAAAAAUGUUCCUCUUUUGAUAUCAUCCUGAAUUUUCCCUUUGCAGACAUUAUGCAGACAUUUUCUACAUUGAAAGGGAGCAGUUGUUUGUCUGAUUCUGCCAUUUGAAGCAUGUGCCAAUGUACUUCUACUGAAAGGAUUUUCACUUGCAGUGUAUUUCUCAUUGAUUUUUAUUACCUAAAUGAAGUUGUCAUGUUAAUAGUAGAUUGCUGGACAAUUUUAGGCUACUUGUAGUACUUUCAUUCUUUUCUAAUGGAGCCCCCAGAAUUGAAAGCCAUGCUGCUAAGACAUGGUUGUCAUGAUUGCUCUUUGGUUUAAUCUCUCUCAUUUUCAGGAAUUAUUUUAUUCCUUGGGAGGACUUAAUAAUAAUAUAGGCAUCAUGGCAUAAUUAAGGGACGUAAAGCACAAUAGUGGUUCUUAUCAGCUGAUACAGUCUGUAAAAGUGGGUAAGGUUUCAGAUGUCUCUGGUUUCAUAUCUUCACCAAUUCCCACACAUAGAUCUUCCAUAACAUCAACAUACAGUGCAUUUUUAUGUGAAUAUUAUCUAUUCUUAUCUGACUGGUAAUUUCUGAAUAUUUGCAUUAUAAUACAGGAUAGUGCAAUUACUAUGUGUAUAAAAAUUUUCAAUACCUAGCAUACCAUUAUCAGCACAGAAUAUGUAUGUAUAAAUGUUUCAUGUUAAUGUGCAAAAGAAGUUGCAAUAAAUUAUUUUUUUC